Molecule: messenger RNA, 879 nt
Organism: Eruca vesicaria subsp. sativa (arugula)
Lineage: Eukaryota; Viridiplantae; Streptophyta; Magnoliopsida; Brassicales; Brassicaceae
Source: the annotation of a GenBank genome assembly
AUGGCGUCCCUAACACAAGCUCUGAAUCUUUGGUCUCCCUUCGCCCAUGGCUCGACUCCGCUGUCUACUCUCUCAAAGCCCAAUUCGUUCACGAAACCUGCAAGCUCCGGUUCGGUUCCGGUCAUCAGAGCGAUGAAAACGAUGCAGGGGCGCGUGGUGUGCGCAACGAACGACAAGACGGUGGCGGUGGAGGUGGUGAGGCUGGCUCCACACCCGAAGUACAAGAGGAGAGUGAGGAUGAAGAAGAAGUACCAGGCGCAUGACCCGGAUAACCAGUUCAAGGUGGGAGAUGUGGUGAAGCUGGAGAAGAGCAGACCCAUUAGCAAGACUAAAUCUUUCGUGGCUCUCCCUGUUGUUCCGAGGAGCGGCAGUAAAGUGGAAGCUGCUGCUGGUGGUGGCAACGACCUUGGCAUUCCCUUGGAAUCUCAGCAGCCGGUUGUGUAGAGAGGAGGGAGAGAAUGCUACUUACCUCUCACUGAGUGUUGUUUGUUUUAGCAAAGCUGUCUCCUUUCGUUUUGUUAUGCUUUUGUUUGUUGGACGAGUGCAAUUCUUCAAUCUGUUUAUGGAUUUGAGUAUAAGAGUGUGUCUUGAAGGGUUGUGUUUAUGUGCCGGUUUCAAACAUAGCGUAGGUUUGGUCUUUCUUCAAGGCCUUCAAAGAAACUGUUCGGUUUUCUGAAAAUUCUUGGAACUUAUCUUUGCUUAAUUAGCGCAAUGGCUUUCUUUCCUUUCUCUGUCAGUUAUCCUUAUGGCCAAUCUCUUCAACUCAUAUCACAACUCUGAGAUAUGGCCUUAGUAUGUCUCUACUAUGAUAUUUAUUUGCUUGUUGGCUCGGACGUGGGGCUGAGUUCGAUUUUCACUGUCUUCUUGGCUCGGUGAUAA